AUGAACGUGGCGAAGGAGUACGCCGCGGACAAGAACGAGACCAAGUGGCUGAAGUCGGAGAGCACCGACCGGUACACGAUGGACCCCGAGGUGCGCCGGUUCUACGAGCAGAACAGCGAGCGCCAGGACGAUCUCAACCAUGUCAAGGCCACAGAACUGCUGAUGAUAGACAUCUGCGAUUUCGCCAGGAAGUCUGGCGCCUCCCACUGUCACUGGAAGCUGGAGGGCGAGGAGGCUCUGGUCAUGCCCGAGGACCAGGCACACCACAACGUGAUGAUGUACUACAACCCUCUCGAGACCGCCGCCGGCAAGGCCGUGCUGUACAAGUGGAGGUCGACGGGCGUACUGUGGGACAAGGCGAAGGCCCGCGAGGAACAGUUCGGCGAGUACAGCGUCGUGGUCGUCGCGCGCGACGACGACUACUGGAUCGGGCCGUACUACAUCAACGCCGUGGACUUCCUCGACAACCCCUCCCUGACCAGGGUGAUCCCGUGCCUGGAAUCCCACGGCAUCAACGACAAGGCCGUGAUCAUGGGCAGGAAGUCGGCAGAUGCGCUGCUGACCACCUAUGGGGUCUGGUGGAUACUGAUUGGAAGGGCGAGCUCGGGGAUGAGCUGCUGGGAACCCGGAACGCCGAGGAGUUCUGGUUCAAGAAGGCGCGGCCGCAUGCGGCACCCCUCCCCCCCGGGGUCCCAUGCCCAUGGCCGUCGCGUCCUUCACGUCCAGCGGCAUCCCCUGCUUCCGGAAGCAGAACUUCAACCUCUCCGCGCACGGAGGCUACGAGCAGUGCUACGGCGAGAGCAACAAGCACAAGCCGCUCACCAAGUUCUUCCACGAGUUCAACUGCGACGAGCUGAAGCCAGCGUACUUUGA
This is a messenger RNA of Prorocentrum cordatum, 873 nucleotides long. Lineage: Eukaryota; Dinophyceae; Prorocentrales; Prorocentraceae. The record is from the annotation of a GenBank genome assembly.